Mycotypha africana is the source of this 964-nucleotide messenger RNA. RefSeq lists its product as uncharacterized. The record is from RefSeq and is a predicted model, not a curated record. The coding region runs from base 171 to 659 and encodes 162 amino acids. Lineage: Eukaryota; Fungi; Mucoromycota; Mucoromycetes; Mucorales; Mycotyphaceae. The transcript has a single exon.
AUCGCUUAUCAUGCUAUUUUGUAACAGGUGUGGGCAACUUACUCAGUAUUAAGGUAGCAAUCGAAGUUUUAUUUCUAAAAUAUGUGAGAGAGAGAAAAUGUAUAUAAAAAGGACAGUUUUGUCGUCUUUCCUGAUCAUCCAUUCAAUCUCUACUCUAUUUGAAUACAAAGAUGUUUUCUCGUUUUGCUGUUGCCCUUACCACUCUCGCUGCUGCUGCUGUCUGCUUUAUGAACGGUGCUGAGGCCCGUGGCUCCUCACCAAUUGGAAUCUCUGUUAACAGUUCUUCCCAUAAGAAAACCUUCAACAAGUUAAACAGACGUGGUCGCGAUGACGAUGAAGAUAUCUUUGAAGGCAAGGCUACUUGGUUCAUUCCUCACAAACAUGACGGUGAAAUUGGUGCCUGUGGUGAAUAUGAAGCUGACGAUGACUGGAUUGUAGCUAUGAACGCCGAUCAAUAUGGUGAUAUGGAUGAAGUUAGUGAUGAAGUCUGUUUUAGAAAGGUCAGAAUAUACCACGAAGAUAAAUCUGUUGAUGCUCUUGUGACCGAUGCCUGUCCUUCUUGUGAUUACGGUUCUUUGGAUUUGACCCAAGUGGUUUUCCAAGAAUUGGGCAAGUUGAAGACGGGCGUCCUCGAUAUUACAUGGGAAUUCCUUAAUUAAAGAAAAAAAAAUCAAAUAGAACUCGUUUUCCUCAUUCAUACUCAUCUGUAUUAGUAUAUCCCUCCCUUCGCGCAUUUAGUACAUAAGUAUAUUUAUACAUACAAUUUCUCUCUAAUUUUUGUUCGCUUUGAAUGUUUCAUUUAGUUUGUUACCUAUAUAGUAGCAUGUAGCACGCAAUCUUUGCUUUAUUUUCGUUUUCGUUCAAUCAUCCAUAUCAUAUGCUCACCGUUACAAAACCUCAUCUUACCCUUCCCCUCAUCCCAUAACAAUAAUAAAAUUAGGCUGUUGAAAAGUGAUAUCUUUUA